AUGGUCGUUACAUGUGCUCUGUUUUGGGGUCUUCAUUUUCUCGAUCCAUCUCUAGUAAUGCCAGAAUGGUUGGCAAAUUUAAUUCCACCAUGGCUAAAUCAUGUUACGCACACUCUCCCUGUGAUAUAUGUGAUCUUUGAGUUACUAACAACGAACAGAGCGUCUCCUUCGUGUAGUAUGUCGGUGGCAGCGUCAACGGUAUAUGUGACUAUCUACUUGACUAUAAUCCUGGCGGUUCGUUUUCUCCACGGUUAUUGGUUGUAUCCACUGCUUGAGUUGCUCACUCUAGAGUUGCUAGCUUUGUUCUUUCUUGCAUCUGUUGCUGGAUACUACUUCCUUAUUAGACUAUCAACUGUUCUUUCAUUAUGGUCUAUAGGUAAGUGA
This is a messenger RNA of Angiostrongylus costaricensis, 384 nucleotides long. Lineage: Eukaryota; Metazoa; Nematoda; Chromadorea; Rhabditida; Metastrongylidae. The record is from the annotation of a GenBank genome assembly.